UCUACAAAAGAACAGAUUAAUUUAAGAAACAAAUGCAUACUAAUUGGUAUAAUAGUAAUUAUAUUAUUGGCUAUAGCAAUAUGGGGGGUAUCCCGCAUAAUAAGAAAUUCCACCAUAACUCAAAAAAUACGUGAGUUAUAUAAUAAAAGAAAAGUAACUGCAAUAGAAGCAGAAGCAGAUAGAAUCAAAGCAAAGCUGGAGCAGGAGAUAAAGGAGCAGGAGAAGCAGGAUCUGGAUGAGUAUGCGCAGCAGAUACGGGGUGCAUAUAUAAAUGUGAAGCAGAAGAGUCUAGAGCAGGAGUGGCUGGAGGAUGAGAGGCUGGAGGAGCAGGUGGAGCACGCGAAUGAGCUGAAGAAGGUGCAGGAGCAGGAGAGGCUGGCUGAGGAGAGGUGGGAGCAGAAAGAGUGGAAGCAGCAGGAGAGGCACAAGCGGGCGCUGGAAAGGCAGAACCUGGAGCACGCGAAUGAGAUACGGGAGAUGAGGGAGGUGGGGAAGCUGAAGAUGAAAGAGAGUGAUAUGAUAUUCGAGAAGAAGAGACAGGAGAAGCUUAAGGCGAGUAUAAUAUUGAAUACUCAGAAGGUUCUGGAGAUGAAGGAGGAAUAUAGGCUGGAGGAUCAGAUGCGUGCAAAUUCGAACAAGGAGAGGAAGGAAAGGAUGAAGAAGUGGAAGGAGGAGCAGAAGAGGCAGGAUCAGGAGAGAGACGAGAGGGACGAAAGGCUGGAUAUGCAGGAUCUGGUGAGGCAGGAGAGGCUGGAGAUACAGAAGAUGCAGGAGGAGCUGGCAAGGCUGGAGCAGGAAGCAACUGAGGCUGAAGAAGCAGGGAGCAGGGAGCAGAGAGCAGCUGUAAAUAAUGCAAGAAAUAAUUAAAAUAAGCUAUGUACCCACAUUGUGGAAGAUAACUUAACUUUGGGCAUGGAUGGCAGUAGUCUACUAUAAAAGUACAUUAGAAUAUCUGAUUGUUUCUUUAUUGGAUAAAUAAGAGUGAUGUAUAAUUUGUAAUAUAAGCAUGAUUUAUUAAAAUAGAAUAUUAUUUAUGCCUGAUAUGAUAAUCACCACUCAGACGGGAGCCCCAAGAGCAAUCUGUCUGUGUGCCAUAUUGUGCAGUGAUAAUUCUAAAGCAAACUAUUGGAAUCUCUGAAUCAGUAUGUCAACUUACGACUAUUUAGCACAUUCACUAAUUUCGGAAAGACUCUGG
Molecule: messenger RNA, 1195 nt
Organism: Nematocida parisii ERTm1
Lineage: Eukaryota; Fungi; Microsporidia
Exons: 1
Source: RefSeq, a predicted model, not a curated record